Molecule: messenger RNA, 570 nt
Organism: Opisthocomus hoazin
Lineage: Eukaryota; Metazoa; Chordata; Aves; Opisthocomiformes; Opisthocomidae
Source: RefSeq, a predicted model, not a curated record
AUGACUGAAGUACCCCCCAGACCCACCGAAGGCCAGAGCCUGGCGCUUCGCCACCUCAGCGCCCUCUCCUCCCCAAAACCCGCGGGGCCGUUCCCCACCCCCUGCCCGGCCUGGGAGCGGAACCACGCAGACGCCUCUCCCGCUCUGUCCCUCUGCUUCCCCCCCACACUGAGAGCCUGGCGCUUCGCCACCUCAGCGCCCUCUCCUCCCCAAAACCCGCGGGGCCGUUCCCCACCCCCUGCCCGGCCUGGGAGCGGAACCACGCAGACGCCUCUCCCGCUCUGUCCCUCGGCUUCACCCCCACACCGCAGCCCAGCAGAGCCCCCCACCCUCCCCUGCCUGGGGCGUUUUGGGAACGUUGCUGUCUCGGAAUCGGUUGCCUCCACGAGCAGCGCCUUGGGCUCGGGUUGCCUGCGAUACUCGCGUCUUGCCUUUGCGCUGGGAGCCGGGGGCUCUCCGGGGCAGCGGUGGGGGGGCCAUCAGGUCCGCGCUGACCUCGGCAUGAUCCUGCUGUGCGGCCUGCGCGGGGACUGGGGGAGAACGGGGGUUCUGAAGGGAGCUUUGCCUUAG